ACCCUGCUACUAAUAAAGAUGUUCACUUCUUAAAAUAUCCUAUAUACGUAGGUGGAAAUAGGGGAAGGGGUCAGAUUUAUCCUGAUGGUAGCAAAAGUAACAAUACAGUUUAUAAUGCUACGGCAGGAGGGAUAAUAAGCAACAUUUUACGAAAAGAAAAAGGGGGAUACGAAAUAACCAUAGUGGAUGCAUCGAAUGAACGCCAAGUAAUUGAUAUUAUCCCUCGAGGCCUAGAACUUCUUGUUUCAGAGGGCGAAUCCAUUAAACUCGAUCAACCAUUAACGAGUAAUCCUAAU
Molecule: messenger RNA, 296 nt
Organism: Eruca vesicaria subsp. sativa (arugula)
Lineage: Eukaryota; Viridiplantae; Streptophyta; Magnoliopsida; Brassicales; Brassicaceae
Source: the annotation of a GenBank genome assembly